CUUAAAAAGUCAGAAUUUCUGCAUAGAUUUGACAUGAACAAAAUUCAUCUCGUCUCAUUAUCUCUAGCCGCUUUAUCCUUCUACAGGGUCGCAGGCAAGCUGGAGCCUAUCCCAGCUGACUACGGGCGAAAGGCGGGGUACACCCUGGACAAGUCGCCAGGUCAUCACAGGGCUGACACAUAGACACAGACAACCAUUCACACUCACGGUCAAUUUAGAGUCACCAGUUAACCAAACCUGCAUGUCUUUGGGGGAAACCGGAGCACCCGGAGGAAACCCACGUGGACAACAUGCAAACUGCGCACAGAAGGGCCCUCACCGGCCACGGGGCUCGAACCCAGACCUUCUUGCUGUGAGGCAACAGCACUAACCACUACACCACCGUGCCACCCCUGAACAAAAUUAUACUUUUUUAUUAUUAUGACAUAUGGUGGUGCAGUGGUUAGCAAGAAGGUUCUGGGCUCGAACCUCACACCCGAACAAGGCCUUUCUGUGUAGAGUUUGUAUGUUCAUGCACCAGGUGGUACGGUGGUUAGAAGAAGAAACCUUUAUUUGUCACACUUCAAUUCAUCCUCUGCAUUUAACCCAUCUGAAGCAGUGAAAACACACACAGUCCUAUACAAACUCCACACAGAAAGGCCCCCGCCAGCCACUGGGUUCAAACCCAGGACCUUCUCGCUGUGAGGCAACUGUGCUAACCACUACACCACCGUGCCACCCCCAAGGGUUAGCAUGGUCACCUCACAGCAAGAAGUCAAAUCAAGUUUAUUUGUAUAGCGCUUUUAACAAUAAACAUUGUCGCAAAGCAGCUUUACAGAAUUUGAACGACUUAAAAUAUGACCUAAUUUUAUCCCUAAUCUAUCCCCAAUGAGCAUGCCUGUGGCGACGGCGGCAAGGAAAAACUCCCCCAGAUGACACGAGGAAGAAACCUCGAGAGGAACCAGACCCAAAAGGGAACCCAUCCUCAUUUGGGCAACAACAGACAACAUUACUAUAACAUUAACAGUCCUAGCAUAAAGUCAGCUUCGUUGAUGCUAUAAACCCCCCACCGACGGAAACCCGAGCGCAAAACCGUUCACGACAACUGCAGUCCCAAAGUCAGCAAGUCAACUGCAGUCCCCAGCCACAAAAGCACCACUGCAAGAGUCCAGAGCAUCCUCCAGGCGCAACCCCCAACUGUCCACAUGGGGCUGCCCUCCACAGGAGCGAUGCGAUGAGACUCCAACCAGACGGAGGGCACCAGGAUGGAUCAGGCAGGUCCGAGGAGCAGAAGAGGAUUUGAGAAGAAGCAGGCAGAGUUGAUCGUCAAUGCGCUGGUCACUCUGACAACAGCCAACAUGGACAUUGUAUACAGGGACAUGGUAACAGGAGCUCAUCAGGAAAUCGCGCUCCAGCAAAUUAUGGCUCAUCUGGAUUCCAUUAGGAAGGACAUGGUUAUUCUUGAGAAAAGUGAAUUUGCCAACUUAAGAUCGGAAAACGCAAAAAUGAAGACUGAACUUGAACAGAUCAAGAACAGACUGCUUGAGGAAAGUAAAAAAAUCAGAGCAGAUGCAAAGUUGGAUAUAAAUUUUGAGCGAAAUCGAGUAAUCGACAUCUUCACAGAGCAAGAGAAAAAAUUGAUGGAAAUCACCUCUGAGUUUCACAAAAAGAAUGCUGAAAUUGAAACUAGCGCAAUCGAAACCACCAAGAAAAUAGACAUCGAAGUGGCUUCGCUGAAAACGCUCCUGGAAUCGCUGAAGCUUCAGACGAUCCGAUAUCUCGCAGCGUGCAUCUUCUCAUGUUUGGCCAUUGCUCUCGGUGUCUACAGGUUAUGGAAGUAAAAUAAAUGUCUUUUACUUUAUUAACAGUUUUAGCUUUUUCAGUUAUGUAAAAUGAUUUGAAAUAUUAUUGUCAACAAAACCUGUUUUUAAUUUUUUUUAAUAUGAUAAACAUAUCCUCCUUGUAUUGUUUUCUUUCAUGAUGUAGCACAGCACCAGUCAAUAACCACUAAAAUACCUGAGCGGUGUUUUUGAGCCACAGAACAUGCAGCUUGUUCAUAAAUAUUUAAGUUAUUCCAUGAAAUCGAAUCAUACAUGAGCUGAUACACACAAGGUGUGUAGCACUGAGUUGGCUAUAAACCAUGCACGACGAGAUUGAAUGGAAUAACUCUUUUAUUCUACCCACAAUCACUGGAUUUUGAAAUACGGCACAUUUUUAUUUUUAGCAAAUUUGAUAAAUAAAAAACUUUAUACAAGACGUCUGACAAUCAGAUUCAAAACUUCUUAAAAACCUAUUGAAGGCUGCACGAAUUGACUUUUUUUAGUGUUGUUUUUUUGUAGAAAGUGCCGUCUUGCUGUCGUGCCGAGGUAUAGAAUAGCUUUAGACAUUUAUUUCAUUCUUCCUUGGACAUUUCACUUGUGCAAUUUUCAAACUUCUUUGAGCUUUUGAACCAGUCUAAAAAAAAUUAAACAAAUUUUAAUGUUUAAAGAUGAACAAUGUUAACAAACCGACAAAGACAGGAGCAAUUUGUGAAAAAUGCUAUAAUAAUUACUGAAAAAUAAAAAACAUAUGUUCUUACCAUCAAAUACUUUCAUUCCAUAUUUUGUUGCUUUUUUUGUAUUUUUGGGGGUUUUGUUUUCGAGUAGUUUUUAUUUCGUCCUCGGUUGUUUCAGCAACACGCUCCGCCAUUUUGUUUUUCUCUACUCAUGGUAUAUGAGCUGAUAGCCUAGUAGUAGAGUAGCCAAUCAGAGCACGCGAUUGCUCAUAUCCAGUGAAUGUGGAUAGGAUAAUUUGUGUUAUGACCACUAAAUCCUACUGGUCUGGAAUUAAAACUCACUCUACUGCUAUUUCUACCUUCUGUGAGGCCAUCCUUUAUUAUUAUUAUUAUUAUUAUUAUUAUUAAUAAAGCAUACAUUUUGUUUUAAGGCAGUUAAAAUGAACCAGAGUUUUAACAGGGAAUUUUACACACAAUGCUCUGGAUUUUCUUUCAUACAUUUUUCUAAAGCACAGAGUAUCAGCGAGGUAAAGACUAGACUCGUUUGUAAUGGUAUAAUCACUAAUGAAUUGGUGUGAAACGAUCAGAUAAUUAGGACUCAUGCAGAAGUUUAAGAUUGAAAUGAAUUGAAGCAACAAUCAAACGGAUUAUAAAUGGAUCAUUGUAAAAAAGACAAACCAACUGGAGUAUAAAAUUAAUUUUUUAAUGUGUAAAUAAUUUAAACGGCUCGCAUUUUUUGCUAGUGAAAGGGGUAUUAAGUUAAAUUUUUUUUUAAUGCAAAGAUAUGCUUAUUGAUUUUUUUUUUUUUUACAUUAUAAGCCUUGUGAACCAGGCGCUCUAAUGAUAACCCUGUGCCUCUGGAACGAGCUCAGAGUUAUAAGUUACUCAUCUCAUCUCAUCUCAUCUCAUUAUCUCUAGCCGCUUUAUCCUUCUACAGGGUCGCAGGCAAGCUGGAGCCUAUCCCAGCUGACUACGGGCGAAA
This is a messenger RNA of Neoarius graeffei (lesser salmon catfish), 3455 nucleotides long. It is a transcript of the gene ccdc90b, whose product is annotated as coiled-coil domain containing 90B. Lineage: Eukaryota; Metazoa; Chordata; Actinopteri; Siluriformes; Ariidae. The coding region runs from base 1245 to 1820 and encodes 191 amino acids. The record is from RefSeq and is a predicted model, not a curated record. Gene Ontology annotation, cellular component: mitochondrion. The transcript has 8 exons.